Messenger RNA from Centruroides sculpturatus (bark scorpion), 605 nucleotides. It is a transcript of the gene Srx, whose product is annotated as putative sulfiredoxin. Bases 104 to 520 code for a protein of 138 amino acids. Gene Ontology annotation, biological process: cellular response to oxidative stress. Gene Ontology annotation, cellular component: cytoplasm. NCBI's taxonomy places the organism in Eukaryota, Metazoa, Arthropoda, Arachnida, Scorpiones, Buthidae. The record is from RefSeq and is a predicted model, not a curated record. Gene Ontology annotation, molecular function: sulfiredoxin activity. The transcript is spliced from 2 exons.
UUUAUACGUCAGGUGGCGCUGUAGCCCACGUGUAUUUCGAAAAUUUAAAUUCCAAUACUGUCGAUCGAAAAUUAUCUUUCCGAUAAAAUGACGUAAACGUGUAAUGUUUUCCUUAGAAACUCGAUUUGCAAUUAUCUUUUUGUUAAGAAGAUUCGUCUCUGUUAGUCACUGCCAAAAAUUAAGUAUGAGUAAAAGUAUCCAUUCCGAUCAUAUCGAAGAAAUCCACCAAGUUCCUUUCCACGUGUUAAUAAGACCAUUUCAAAGUGUUUUGGAAGAAGAUAAAGUUCAAAGUUUGAUGGAUACUUUAAAGCAAGAAAAUAAAAGAAAUGAAGUUCCACCAAUUGAUGUUUUGUGGAUUAAAGGAAGAGAAGGUGGCGAUUAUUUUUAUUCUUUUGGUGGCUGUCACCGUUACGAAGCCCAUAAAAGGUUAAAAUUGCCAACGAUUCGUUGCAAGUUGAUGAAGUCUUCAAUACGAGAUCUACAAAGUUAUCUGGGGGCAUCGACCCCAGAUCUAAAGUGAUCAAAUGUAGUGAUCACAUGUUAGGCAUAUCAGAUGAUAAAAUUGGAACUAUUUUUAUAUAUUCACAAAUUAUUUUAAAUUAUAA